AUGCCCACCGCAUCCGAGUACCUCGUCCUCGCGGCGCGUAAGGGAGCUGCGUCAAAGAUUGGCGCACUUGCGGCACGUGGGGCGGACGUCGACUUUGUGGAUGACCGUGGCCUCACGCCGUUGCUCCAUGCCCUCGCCCGGAGGGACGGAGAGACUACGGAAGCCGUUUGCAUGGCUGGUGCCGAUACCGAGCUCAUCUCACCGUCUGCCAUCUCCCCGCUCAUCCUCGCCCUCCUCUCGGGCGAGCUAACUCUGGUUGACAUUGUUCUCUCCUAUGGCGCAGAGCCGAACCGCGUGUGCGAACAACUUGUGGCGCCGCUGAGGCUCGACCGCAUCGAGAUCUGGCUCCCCCUCCACCUCGCCAUCGCCCUGGAGAGGCCCGAUUUUGUCGAGCUGCUGCUGCUGGCGGGUGCAAGCGUUGAUGAGGUCAUGGACAAAGUCGGCGAGCCGCUGCAUCUGGCGGCUGCAGCCGGCUCGGUUGCGUGCGCGCAAAUACUGCUUGACGCCGGCGCCGAGUCGUCGCGUGGCGCACCAGUCACCGGCGCCACUCCGCUGCACUUGGCCGGAACGAUAGGCGGCAAUGUCGGCGUCCUCGCGCUCCUCAAGAACGCCGGCGCCGACUUUCAGGCUCUCGACGCGUCGGGCAAGACGCCGCUAGCGGCGGCGUCAGCUGCGCCUCCCGGCUCGGUUCCAUCGGAUGUCAUCCGGUUCCUCACCAACUACACCAAGGUCUCGCUCAACAAGCACCUGACCGCGGCCACCGAGACAACGGUCGACACCGCGCGCCCGCGCUCGGCAGAGGUCCUCAACUACCCAGCAGCAGGCUCCGCACCAGCUCUGCUUCUAGGCUCGAUCCUUGGCGACAUCGACGAGGAGCGCGCCCUGCCGGUCCUUACCCAGGCCGGCAUUUCGGACGAGCUGCUCAACUACGCCACAACGCCACGGGCUGACCUCGAGGCUCGCCUUCGCGGGACCGGCGCGCUCUCCUCGGUGGCGCUCGCGCGCUUUCUUGCCGAAGUCGAUGCGUACAACGCCAAGUCGGACGCAGCCGCAGCCGCAGCCGCAGCCGCGGCGUCUCCACCGUCGACGCCCACGCUGCCGGUCCCGCGCGGGCGUCGCUCAAACUCGGUCUCGAAAGAUGCCGGCUCGCCGCUGGCGGCGCCGCUGAUGGCGCCGGGCGAGGCGACCAUCACCAUGGCCGCUGUGGCAAGCGGCGGCAAGUUCAAGCGCCAGACCACGUACGUUGUCACCCUCCGUCCUCCAGGCAUCGCGGUCGAGCGCAGGUACAAGGACUUUGCCUGGCUGGCCACCCGCCUCCGCAACAUUUACCCGUUCCGCUCGGUGCCGGGCCUGCCUCCACCGUCGCGCCAGACCGGCGCCGACGCCACAGACGCAACUCGGCGGCAGCUGCUCAUCUUUCUCCGCCACAUUCACGCCCGCCCAGACGUCUACGACCCAGCGCUGCUCAAGCCAUUCCUUCUCCUCUCGACCGCCAGUGAAUGGGACGCCCACAAGCGAUCUGCGUCCAAGCACCCGCCACCGCCCGAGGCUGAGUCCCAUCUACACGGGCGCGACGCCGCCGCUCACAUCCGGCCCGACGCCGAUGCAUACCUCACUGCUCUUCACGCUUCGAUCUCCGCUUUUGCACUUCGCGGCGACGCCCGAGGCGGCGGCGGGGCGGCAACCUCGCCAGCUACGGGCUCAAGUGUGCACGCUGAGCUCCGCGCCGAGCUUGACGCCAUGAUGGAUGCAGCAUCAGGCGUGCUGGAGUACGCGUUGGCGUCGGAUGUCGAGUGUGUCACCGCUGCCGUCUCGCAGCUCGCCGGCUCGGCCCGCAAGGCGCUCAAGAUCGGCAAGACUGCCGUUGACGCCCGCGACUCGCCGGUUGGCCUCCGUGACGCUCUCAAGGGCAUCUCGCUCCACCUCGUGGCAGUCCUCAACGUCGUGCCGCGGGUCUCUGCCUCGCCGGGUGGGCUGGACGAUCUGAUGGACCUCAACUCGUGCACCCACGCGCUGACCGGAGCGGUGGAGCGAUUGCUCUCGCUGCUCGCGCUCACCGCGUCAAACUCGUCGAACGCGCCCUCGCGCAACAUGGUGGCGCUCUCGGCGUACGCUGAGACCCACGGCGCGCUUGGUGCCAUGCACACCCGGCAGGCCGCGGUGGAGUCGGCCGUCCUUCUUGACACCAUGUACGAGGUCAUCUCUGUCGCGCGCUCGCUGCUGGUCGCGUUUGAUAACAGGUCCGUCGUCGCCACCAAGUUUGACUCGUCGCAGAAGAAGACGCUGGCGGCCCAGCUCAAGCUCCGGACCGCCCGCGACAAGGCCUCCUCACCGUCCGACUCGACCGUGGCCAAGCUCGAGGCGCUCGCCCGCCACAACCAGGCCAAGCUCGAGCAGCGCCGCACCGAGCUCUCGUUUGCUACCUACGCACUGCUCGAGGACACCCACUACGUCCGCGAUGUGCUCAUCUCCAAGCUCACCCACGCGCUGGCCCACCUGGCCUUCUCCACCUCGUCGUUUAACUCACAAGUCGCCGCCGUCUGGCUCCGCGCCCACGCAGACCUCGCCGCCAUCGAUGCCGAGCUUCACGCUGCAGGCACCGCCCCGGCUUCUGCCGUCGACCUGGAGCAUGGGAGCAGCGCCGCCGACAGCACGAUGCCGCCGCGCCGCACCCGCGCGCGGUCUGCCACUCUUGCCUGA
Thecamonas trahens ATCC 50062 is the source of this 2700-nucleotide messenger RNA. RefSeq lists its product as uncharacterized. Bases 1 to 2700 code for a protein of 899 amino acids. Lineage: Eukaryota; Apusomonadida; Apusomonadidae. The transcript is spliced from 3 exons. Gene Ontology annotation, molecular function: protein binding; phosphatidylinositol binding. The record is from RefSeq and is a predicted model, not a curated record.